Ailuropoda melanoleuca (giant panda) is the source of this 5393-nucleotide messenger RNA. RefSeq names its product RNA binding motif protein 43 (gene RBM43). The transcript has 5 exons. The coding region runs from base 2693 to 3802 and encodes 369 amino acids. The record is from RefSeq and is a predicted model, not a curated record. NCBI's taxonomy places the organism in Eukaryota, Metazoa, Chordata, Mammalia, Carnivora, Ursidae.
GUCUACCACUCUGCCUCCUUGUGCUCUCUUUGUCAAAUAUAUAAAGUCUUAAAAAAAAUCCACACCCAGAUAAUAAUAUUUUUAUGUCCUCCUUUCCAAUUUUUUUCCCCAACCAUAUAUCACAUUUCAUUUUGUGAAUAUAACCUAUUUCUAGGGUUAUUAUUUCUCCAUUGUAGGACAUUAAGAUUGUUUUCAAUUUUUCACAUUUAUAUGUGCUAUGAUGUAUAUAAUAUAUAAACCCUUUUAUAUCCUAGAAUACAAAUCUUUUUCUGCAAUUCUAAUCUCAUUUCAAGGUGAUAAUUACUAGGUUGAUAGGGUGAAGGAUAUAAAUUUUUUUAAGGAUCUUGAUACGUAUGGCUACAAUUGCUUUACAGAAAGGUAGGCAUCAGUGUGUACUUUUAUUAUAGGUAUAGUAAGGACUAUUUUAUUGCUCCCUUUCACCAUUGAGUACUACUUUUAAAAAUGAUUUUCUUCUUAUGCUAUUUUUAGAAAUCUUCACAAUAUAUGCCACAUCUUAUGAAAUUAAAUAAUUAACAAGAUACAGAUGAAAUAUCCAGUAAUGGGUUUUAUUUUUGUUUUUUAGUAUCACAAAUUAAAAACAUCCAGGAAAAUGUCAACCAAUUUGAUUUUACUUAAGCUAUGAUUCAGAGCAAAGUACAGUGAGAUGGGAGGCCUCAUAACUGGGGCUGUAAGAGAUUAAAAUACUUUUUGGAUGCAGUUUCUGCAAUAAGCUGCUAGAAUCAUUUUGGCCACAUUUGGAGUCAUGCUUCCUCAAGGAUUGUUUGGCACAUUAGGGGAAGAAAAAAUAUUCCUUAACCCUCCUAGAGUCCCUGGUUGGGCCUGAAAAUUAAACUGAUAUAACCAAAUUAAUGGGAGAAAAGCAUAGAAAUUUAUUUAAUAUAAAUUUUAUGUGAUAUGGGAGCCUUUAUAAUGAGAUGAAGACCCAAAAAAUGCUUAAACCCGAGUGCUUUUGUGCUAAAGUUGAUGAGUAUACAGUCAUAAAAAGUCGGAGAUGAUAGGACAAAGAGUGUUAGCUAAGUGUAGUAAACAAAGGGAAACAGCAAGGCCUGUUCAUUCAGAUUCCUUUCUGUGUCCUUUUGUCUUUGGAGGUAAGGCUAUUCCUUUCUUCUGGAUACAGGGAGGAAUGAGGGUUACAUAAAACACAAGAGGGUUUUAUGACCUGCUUCCGGGGAACGUCAGAAAGUCCUUGCACAUGUCCUUUCUCUUUAUCCCUCAGUUUGAAGUAUUCAGUAUGCCAAGCGGCCAUAUUUUGGGGGUAGUAUUGUCCUGCGCCCCGUCAGCAUGUACAAGCUGGAAUAGUUGGAACAUACAAGGUUAAGGGUCAUUCUAAGUCAGGUUCCAUGGCACACAUGGGUAGACCUGCCUUCCUGACUCUAAUCUUAGAUCUUUCUUUAUUCCCUGGAGAAGAUCCCAGCUUGGAUCAUGGUGCUCAUGUCCAUUUACAGUUAAUCUCUGUUCCCACCUCCAGCCCAAGGCACCUCUUUUCUCCUUUCUCUCUUCAUGUUUGUCAUUUCUGGUUAAACAGAAGUAUACAAUAUAUGAUCUUUUGUGUCUGGUUUUUUUGCUUCCCUCGAUGUUUUUAGGCUUCAUCUUUGUAUCAUGUAUUAGUAUUUCAUUCCUUUUUAUUGCCGAGUAGUAUUACAUUGUAUGUAUAUACUGCAUUUAGUUUAUCCUUCGAGCAAUUGUUGGUCAUUUGGGUUAUUUCUACUUCUUGGCCAUUAUAUAUAAUGUUAUUAUGAACAUGUCAGUCUUAGUUUGGACAUAUGCUUGGACACAUUUCUCUUGGGAAGUUAUCUAGGAGUGAAAUUUCCUGGCCAUGUGCUAAAUUUAUGCUUAACUUUUUGAGAAACUGGUAAACUGUUUUAAAAAGUGGCUGUAACAUUUUACUUCCCCACCAACAGUGUAUGAAAGUUCUCCUUUCUCCACAUUCUUGACAACAUGUUAUUAUCUGUCUUUUUGAUUAUAACCAUUUCAGUCAGUGUGGAGUGGCAUGUCAUUGUGGUUUUAAUUUGCAUUUCUUUAAUGACUAAUGAUGCUGAGUAUAUUUUCAUGUGCAUCUUAUCUGUUCGUGUAUCUUCUUUGAAAAAAAUGUCUAUUAUUCAAUUUUUUGUUCAUUUUUAAGUUCGGUUGUCUUAUUUUUGUGUUGUAAUCGUUCUUUGUAUACUGUAGAUAAAAAUCUUUUAUUAGAUAUGCAAUUUGCAAAUAUUUUCAUGGUGUUCUUUGAUUCUAGUGGGCUAUAUUAGAGUGUGCUAGGUGAUAUUGCUGAACAAAAUUCAGUGGCUUAAAACAUCAGAGCUUUAUUUUUCAUUCACAUAUAUUUUGUUAUGGGUCUAGGCAACUCUCUAAUGCAAAUGUGUUCUGCAUAUUGGCUCAGUGAUGCACAUUUCCUUCGAUGCAUUUUUCUAUGAGUACCAAGGCCAAGAAGAGAGCAUUGAAGACUCUUGUGAUGCCAGUGAAAUACCUUCACCCAAAUAUGAGACAUGUCAGUUCUCUGCAUUUACAUUGGCUGAAUGAAUGAUAUGGCCUUGCCUAAAUCAAAGGCUAAGGAAGGGCAAUCCCUCCAGGUACCUGAAUUGAGAACAUCAAGCAACAUUGGAGUGGAGCCACGCUUCCUCAUUUGCCAGCCAUUUGCCUUUCUUCUUCAUGCUCUCUCUUGACUUCAAAGCCAUGUAUGCAGAUUACUUGUGCCCCCCCAGGUGCCAGACUCUGGAGUCGGAACGUGGACAAGAUGGCCUCAGUUUUGAAAGGCAAGGAACCCGAAGCAUCUGAAAGAACAGCUGCAGCUACUGGUCAUUCGGUCAGCCUUCUUAAUGAUCAAUUACUGACCACAGUAGUGAAGACUCACUUCCAAGAUAUUAAGAAUGAAGGAGGAGUUGUUGAAAAUGUGAUAUAUCCAACAAGAAGCAGGAGAGUUGCAAAUGUGACCUUCAAAGAAAAAAAAGGUGCAGAGAAUGUCAACAGAAAACAAGAACACUGUCAGGCAGAGAAGUUUGGAACUGCUCAGUUCACAGACUCUCAUUUCAGUGAAAAGGUCUUCAUCUCUGUAAAAGCUGUCCUCGAUCUUUCUGUUUUUCGGAGUCAAGUCCCUCUAGAAAGUCUGGUAAUGGACCUGAAAAGGAAAAUCCCAAUUUUAUGCUUCAGUCCUUUGGAAUCCAAUGGAAGAAUCUCCGUCCAAGGAUCAUUUCUGGCUAUUCAGAAGCUCAAAGAAUCUUUGCUAUUAAAAGCAAGUUCUUUUUUAGAAAAAAAAAGGAAUUGUAUCAGUGAGGGGAAAAGGUGGACUAGGCAGGACCCCAGAAGGCAUCUCCAGAAAAGUAACUCCUUGGCAUUGCUCGGGUCCUCAGUACCUGAGGCCACCAGGAGAGGAGAAACGCUUGUUCUCGACACAGAUAUUUUCCUUUACCUCAAAAAGAGCAGAUUUUAUGAAAGCACAUUGAAAAACUGUCAUGUUUUCUGUGAGGAAAGAGUGGAUGGUGAAAUUACCACAAUUUGUAUAAAAAAUGCUCAAGAAUAUUCUCAACCAAACAAUGAAAAGGUUGUAAAAGCACUUUUUGAGAAAUAUUCACUAGCUCUUCACUUUGAGCUUAGAAAGGAGACACUUAUUUUGAAAGGGAAGGAAAGUAGAGAUAAAAGAAAUACUAAGUUGGCAUGUGAACAACUAAGUUCGAGGUUCCCUCAGGUUCUGAUUCAUUUUUAUGAGACACACAUUGACAUUAUAGGAUCUUCUUCUGACGUAGCCUUGUUUAAAAAAGAGGUAAUGGAAUUAAUAAGGUUUAAAAGUUAGGUGAUGAGAUCUCAACAGCAGUAAUGACAAUGGCAGUUAUUUUCCCUCAUUGAGUAGUGACGAUGCUGUGUCUUAUGCCAGCUUUACACACAUUAUCUCUUUUAUUCUCGAAACCAUCCUCAGUGCAGGCGUUGCUAUCCUCAUGUUGUAGUGGCAGAACCUAGGAUUUGGAGAGGUUAAAGCUUUUGUCUGGAGUUAUCCAGUGGGCAAGGAAUGGGGCUGGGGUUAAACUCGGCCUAUCUGACUACAAAAAUAAUAUUUAAGGCUUUAAACUUUGAAAAAAACUCAUUAAAAUUUGAAGAAAUCUCACUUUCUCCGCACCCCCAAAUUCUUAGAAAGAGAAGUAGCCUUAAUUGUAACAUAGAAGAAGUUUGGAUGAUCAUUCUGACAUUGGCAAUUUUGUAGCAUUUACAAAGUUUUUGUUGACUCCAAAUAGAAUUAGAAUGUUGGCAAAACUCGCUUGAGAAGCUACUUAGAUUGAAAGUACUUUUUUUUUUAAAAGAUUUUAUUUAUUUAUUUGACAGAGAGAGAGACAGCCAGCGAGAGAGGGAACACAAGCAGGGGGAGGGGGAGAGGGAGAAGCAGGCUCCCAUUGGAGGAGCCUGAUGUGGGGCUCGAUCCCAGAACGCCGGGAUCACGCCCUGAGCCGAAGGCAGAUGCUUAACGACUGAGCCACCCAGGCGCCCCUAGAUUGAAAGUACUUCUGAAGCAUGUAAUCAUUACUUGACUAAAUCCAAUUGGUACAAGACCACUGGACCAUAUGGGACCUUUUUAUUGCUGCAUAUUAAGUACAUACAUAAAAUGUUGUUUCUGUUAGAAUUAUGAAGAAUUACAAGUAUAGUGUCUUUUUUCUUUAUCUCCCCCCCCUUUAUUUUAUAAUUGUGUGGUUAAAGUAAUAGCAUUUGAGGGAAAAAAAUCAUGGAUAUUUCCUUAAAGAAGAAUUUGACAGAAGGAUUUAAAAAUUCAUUACUGAAGAAGGGAAAUGAGAACUUGUAAGUCAUUUGGUUGUCUAUGACUCCCCUGAAUUUAUGGGAUAGUUUUAAGUGCUUGGGGCAUAUUAUCCUAGGAUAAUAAAAUGUAUACAUCUUGCUCAUCUCAGUAAAUAAAUGUGAUCAUGAUGAUGUGAACUGUUUAUAUCAAAAGAAAAGCAUAAGACAAAUCUCUCUAUAUGCUUUCAUUUUUCUUAGCCAUCUAAAUCCCAAAUGUUUCCAUCUUUUAAAAUAUGAUAUUUCAUUGUUGUUUGAAUAAACUUUUUUUUUUUUUUGGUCACGGCAAGCUGCUGUUUAUAUCAAGUACUUAAUAAGAUGUCUUUAAAUUAAAAGGUGCUUAUUUUUAUUUUGCUUCGAGGAGUUUGUCUCAGUCUGGGUCCAAUCAGGAGGGAGAAGGCGCACGGCAAUUUGAAUAGGGAGAGUUUAAUAUAAAGAACUGUUAACUAUAAAAGGGCAUUGGAAUAAUGAGGGAUUGGCUAGUAAGAAAUAAAGAGAACUCUAAAAAAAAUAUAGGAAUGGGGCACCUGGGUGGCACAGCGGUUAAGCGUCUGCCUUUGGCUCAGGGCGUGAUCCCAGCGUUAUGGGAUCAAGCCCCACAUCAG